CGCAGCAGAGUACUUGGGAAGUUAGUUUGUAUCCUGAAUGUUGAUAACCGGAACAGAGCUUUAGUUCUCCACUCAAACACAAACAACUACUGUCCGACCCCAUCUACAAUUCUUCCUUUCUUAUACACACACACACAAUCACACAAUUUGGGUUUUUCAUGUUUAACAAUGAAACACAAAAGCACCAACAUCAAGCUUAUUGAUAUGUUCAACGAGGCCAAAGCCAAAAUCAUCAAGAAAAAGAAUGAAGCUGUUUCGAAUCUUCCUCAACUCUGCGCUUCCAAAAGAAAGAUGGGCCCCGGGGUUAUUGAAACGAACAACAAGAAGAAAAAGGUUUCUGAUUGUUACAAUAACACUAGUACAAAUAAUAACGAGAAUGGCACUGAGGUGAUUUGCAAUGCGUGUCAUCAGUGUAAGAGGAAUGACAGAGGCUAUGUGGUUCGCUGUUUGAAAUGCAAUCGUCGCAGAUAUUGUUUUCCCUGCAUCUCCGCUUGGUAUCCGUUGAUGAGUGAGGAGGAUUUUGAGCAGGCUUGUCCCGUUUGUAGAGGCAACUGCAAUUGCAUCAAUUGCUUGCGUAAAAAAGGCCCUUCUAGGGCUUUAGCGAGAUUAAGAUCCGAUGUCAUGCCUAGUACAGAUGACAUGUUCCAUAAUGCCACAUAUAUAUUAAAAAUGAUUCUACCAUUCAUGAGACAAAUUCAUGAGGAGCAAAAUAAGGAGAAGACGAGGGAAGCUAAAAUACAAGGCAUAUCUUUGUUACAGCUAAAAGUGGAGGCAGCAAAAUAUCAGUUGGAUGAACUUGUGUAUUGCAACAACUGCAAAACAUAUAUUCCGGACCUUCACAGAAACUGUACACACUGUUCUUAUAAUCUUUGCCUCACUUGUUGCCGGGAGGUGUGUGAUGGCUUCCUACAGGGAGUUGAGGAGGAAGAAAUUGUGCCAUCAAGAAAAGGCUGGACGCCUGAUGAAGAUGUGAGUGAGGAUCAUGUGAAGUCAUUAUCUAAAUUGAGGGUUAACGAAGAUGGUAAAAUUCGUUGCCCCCCAAAGGGUAAGGGUGGUUGUGGUAAAGGACUACUAAAACUGAAGCAUAUUUUACGCGAAGAUCACAUCAGUUCCUUGUUGUGGAGAGCUAAUGCACUUUUUGAAGAACACAAGUUAGACACGUCUGAAACUCCUACGCAGUGGUGCACCUGUACCAAUUUGUGUGAUAUGGCUGCCUGCGGAGGGAAUAUAAGAAAAGCUGCGUCUCGUGAAAAUUCUGAUGACAAUUACUUGUAUACCUGUAUGGCCGUGGACAUCAAAGAUGCAGAGUUAAAGCAUUUUCAGUCUCAUUUAUUUAAAGGUGAGCCAGUAAUUGUUAAUAAUGUACUUGAAACUACAUGUGGUCUGAGCUGGGAACCUAUGGUUAUCUGGCGAGCAUUUCGGCAGAUUAAAAAUGAAAAACAUGCCCGGCUUCUAAAUGUAUCUGCCCUCAAUUGUUUGGAUUGGCGUGAGGUGGAUACCAACCUCCACCAGUUUUUCAAAGGGUAUCAGGAGGGGCGGUUUGACAAACAUGGGUGGCCCCAAAUUCUAAAGUUGAUAGAUUGGCCUCCAUCUACUUUAUUCAAUGAGCAUGUACCGCGACACAGCACAGAGUUUAUUAGUUGUUUGCCCUUCAAGGAGCAUACACAUCCAUAUAGUGGCCGCCUCAAUCUCGCUGUCAUGCCACCUGACGGAGGUCUCAAGCCAGAUUUGGGGCCAAAGAUGUAUAUUUCUUAUGGAUUUGCUUCUGAGCUGGGGCGCGGAGACUCAGUAACAAAGCUCCACUACAAUAAAUGUGACAUGGUGAAUGUGUUGAUGCACGCCCAACCAAAUUCCUUGACAGAAUUGGAGCUCGACACAAUAGAAAGUUUGAAGAAAAUGCACUAUCAUCAGGAUCAACAUGAAAUAUGCAGAAAUGACAAAAUUGCAAGUGUACCUGAGAACCAGCAUGAAGGGGAACAUGCAAAAGGAUCCGAAAAUACAGAUGGAGGUGCUGUUUGGGACAUUUUCCGCAGAGAAGAUAUACCUAAGUUGGAAGCAUAUUUAAGAGAACAUUGUAAAGAACUUGGGUACAUUGGUUGCUCUCCAGUGGAUAAGGUCAUUCACCCUAUUCAUGAUGAAAAUUUUUACUUGAACCUGGAGCACAAAAGUAGGCUCAAACAUGAAUAUGGAAUUGAGCCAUGGAAUUUUGUACAAAAGCUAGGAGAUGCUGUUUUGAUACCUGCUGGCUGUCCAUAUCAAGUUAGGGAUGUUAAGUCAUGUAUUAAGGUCUCAGUGGGAUUUGUCUCGCCUGAAAGUAUUAGCGAGUGCAUUCGUUUAGUUGAUGAAAUCCGUUUCCUUCCUCAAAAUCACAGGGCUAAAGAAGACAUGUUACAGGUUAAAAAAUUGAUUAUUCAUGCAAUUGAACGAGCUGUGAAUGAUUUGGAGAAGUUAAAUACAGAACCUACUCUUUAUGUGGAAGACAGCUUGCCCUCAUCCAAAUUAUCAAAUUCUUCAUCGGAGGAGGUUAGUCAUGGCCGUCAAUCAUUAGGAUCAGAUGCAAACUCCAUGCGUUAUACAAGUGAUGAGGCACUUGAGGAUUGUGGUCAGGGACCCUCGGCAAUGGAAGAAGAGGCACCAAAUGAGAUGGGUGGGAAAGAGGAUCACCCUAGUGAUAAUACUAUUACGUCCAAAAUUGCCGCCGACAAUCAGCUUGAGGUUGUUCCUCAUACUAGAAGCAGUGCUCAGUCCCUGCAUACACCUUCCACUUCGAGUGCUUCUCCAAAUAUCUCUCAUCAAACUCCUAGGUCGCUCGCUACCGAGACAGUUGGUUUCUUUAAGCAGUUAGCAGACAUGCUUCAAAGCGACAAGUUUGAUCAGACUCUCCCUCCUCAAAUUCGGCUAGAUGAACAGACCAUCUGUGACUAUGAGCAGGUGCUCAAGAAGUGUAUGUCCGGAAACCUUAGAGAGCUUGGCAAAGAUUCCAGAUAUCAAGAGUUCAACGAAGUCUUAACUUCUUUGCUGUCCUGUCGGAGGAUUCCUUCAAACUUACACCAGGGGUUCUUAUCUCUACGCCGCGACUUGCCAAGUUUAGCUAGUAGAGCCUUCGAGCUUAACAAGGAAGUGACCCAUGGCAUGUUGCAGAGAGUUAAUAGGUCCACAAUGAAGGAACUCGAAAGUUGCAUGGACAGAUAUCGUAACUGUGAGGACAACCUGCUAAAGUUGGAGCAAGAAAAAGAAUUGAAUUCGUCCGAGAUAGAUAGGCUUUUGUCACAGAUAGGUAGGCUUCAGUCGAGGAAUGAAGUCAUAGACUCUGAGAUCACAAAAUUCACUGCUGAAGCGGAUGCCUUGAGAAUAGCUUCUGCUGCUCAUAGCCACAAGAUAGCCAACUUAGAUGGUGUAGGUGCAGUAGACGAGUCCACUCUUCAAAGGUCAAUGGAUGAUCUGCACAAGUUGGAGAAUGAGUGGAGAAAACGUGUAGAUGAUUUGAACUUCUAAUCUAGUCUUGCUAUCAUUACAUACAUUGGUUUGGUUCUUUGAGGGUAGUGAUGCUUCAGUCUGGCACUUGGAUAUCCGAGCAUUUUUUUUUUCUUGUUUUUUUUACUGAGACUGUAGGAUGGGGUCUCUAGUUUAUAGAGGUUGAUAUUCAAAAAUUAAAGGAAUGACAUCUUUUACAUAAUCGUACUCAAUUUCUUGCAAGUCAAAUUAUGGGUUGAAACUUUACAUAUCGACUUUUAGUAAUGGAGCUGUUUUGAUGGA
Molecule: messenger RNA, 3756 nt
Organism: Daucus carota subsp. sativus
Lineage: Eukaryota; Viridiplantae; Streptophyta; Magnoliopsida; Apiales; Apiaceae
Product: lysine-specific demethylase JMJ26
Exons: 14
Coding region: 169-3495 (1108 amino acids)
Biological process (GO): regulation of transcription by RNA polymerase II
Cellular component (GO): chromatin; histone deacetylase complex
Molecular function (GO): transcription coregulator activity; chromatin DNA binding; histone H3K9 demethylase activity
Source: RefSeq, a predicted model, not a curated record